Molecule: messenger RNA, 16757 nt
Organism: Porites lobata
Lineage: Eukaryota; Metazoa; Cnidaria; Anthozoa; Scleractinia; Poritidae
Source: the annotation of a GenBank genome assembly
GCAUUUAAUUUACAUUAAGUUUACAAUUCGCGCGUAUCAGCAUGGCAACAAGACGUAUAUUGAUGAAGAUCGCGACGAACGAUUAAUGCAAUUGUCAUCCAUUUUAUCAACAAUAAUCGCAAAAAAUUUCCCCAUAUCUCGGCUUGUUUACUGUUCAAGGGCUUGAAAGUGAUUUUGAAGCUUGCGAAACAGCUUACUUUCUGAUUGUAAUUUACGCCGCCGAAAGUUAACCUAAUUCACUGUUUGUUGUUUCGCGGUGGGCACUGACGAGUCUUGAGGGAAGAUGUCUGACGGUGAAGCAGAAAAUGUGAAGGUAGCAGUGCGAGUGAGACCAUUUAUAUCCUUUUAACUUGUUUUACAACGUAAUUCUACCUCUACAAUUUAAUUUACAACACGCCGUGCGCGAUGACUCUGAUGAUGUCGAACUCUGCAAUUGAUUUGAUAAGUGUGCAGUGUUUGUAUAGUUCUCUCUCUAUGUGAUUUUUCAUGACCCGAUAUUCAAAUUGCCCAGAGGGCAUAAAGGGAAUAUAUCUUUAUUUAUCGCUUUUACCAGUAAACUGUUUUGCUAACCGGCAGAGCAGUUGAAAUCAAAUUGUAAUCAGCAAUAUUUUAUUACUAGAUAUGAGAUAUUACAGUCAAUAUGGCGAUGACUCGUCAAAAUUCAACUUGAACUUUAAAACACUCUCCACACCUGACUGCACGCGUACAUGUAACAUACGUACCUCCUGUGAGAUUUGGAUUUAAAAUUCGUGUAGUGUUACAAGUACUCUCGAUUAAGUAGGGUCAAAUUGAUUAUAUUUGAAUCUUUUGGCAUUAAAACAUACAACAAUCGUGUUUUAUAAUUUUGUUCAAAUUAAGUGUAGCGUAAUUGCUGUUAAUGAUGUUUUUAUAAAUAUAAUAUUGUCAAUUUCUAGUCCAACUUAAUUUUUAAUUUUAAUUAAGUAAGAUGGGGAAUAUAGAUUAAGAUGAGGGUUGGGGGUUGAUUUAAAACCAUGCAAGGCGCAUUCGAGGUCAGUGAAGGAUUUACAAGUGCCUAUAUUAACAAAUAAUGCCAACAGUGAGAAUUUUUUUGUUGUUGUUGUUGCUGCAAGAUUUUUUCAUUCUAGAAGUAAGACAAGGUUAAUGCAAUGGUUUUCAGUCAAAGAGGUGGUUUACUUUGUGAGGGUAUGUGAGUCGCAUGCCUCAGGGGCCUGAAAAGAGAUAACAGGGAUGGGAAAGAGCUUCUCCCCUUUUAUGCAUCACUUUAAUUCGAUCCCUUCCUUUCGGAUAUCACUUGGUAGCCUGAUUCUCAGACGUCUGAGGUUAUUUGCGGAAGGGACCACAAAUAAUGACCUCGGACGUCUCAGAAUCAGGCUAAUCACUUGGCUGCUCAGAAUGAUUGCAGCUAGCUGUAAAUUAUGCAGUUGAAUUGUCCCUAGAGUGAAAAGUCCUUUGCUGCCCAGCUGCAACGGAGCUGGUUUAGAUCUCAAAAUGGGUCCUUUUAAUUACCCUAAUAAAGUUUUUCCCUACAAGUUGAUUUGCCUGUACACCGACAUUGAUCUGCCCAGUACAUGAUCUGAGCUGUUUUGCCUGCACUGAAGUUAUUUUGCCAACCUAUAAUACUUGAGGUAAAUAAGACUUAGAACCUUACCUGUAAUGAUCAGAAAACUCAAGUUUGCUCAUAGACCUCUUUUAUAAUGGCGCCCCACUUAUCUACCAUAUAUAAAUGAGUCUUUCUGGUCGUGUUUGAAAGUAAGAAUUCUUUGGUAUUUUGCGCAUAUCAAUGAGGUCACAAAGGCUAAUUAUCAUAUGUAUAAAUAAAUAUAUAUUAAUAGCCUGCCACCAUUAAUUAUGAACGAGGUCUGUAGGGCAUCAUGAAAUGGAAUUAUCAUAAUUGCUCCUUAACAAUUCUCACAAUAAACGUGAAAAGGCCAGAAAUUCAACAUUAAUUGUUGAGAUGAAAGGACAGACAACUUACCUGCAAAACCCUGAAGAACCCAAUGAGGAACCAAAGAAGUUCACAUUUGAUUUCAGUUACUGGUCACAUGAUGGCUUUGAAGAGAAACCUGAUGGCUACCUGGCUCCAACUGUUCCACAUUAUGCAGAUCAGGUAUGAAUGGCUAAAUGCAUAAAACUGAUUAUGAUAAUGAAAGAAAUAUGGUAUAUGAGCAUAACUCAAGGCUGCAUGGCUCUAUGAAAAAUAUAAGGGGGCCCGGUGCUCUGAACCUGUGAAAUCCGGGGUGCCCAGUAUAGGAUUUACCGUAAAUCCUCUAUUAAGCCCCCCCUCUCUAAUAAGCCCUCCCUUUUCAGAGGAGGAAAGUUAAUAAGCCCCCCUCUCUAUAAAGCCAACUCCCUCUCCCCUCCAUCCUUAUUCUUCACAAACAAUUAACGUGGACUGAUCAGUUAUAGUUUAUUCAGGCUUGAAAUUCAUAUUAUUUUUAGUCUUCGGCCACAAGACCUCCAACUUCAUGUGCUGAACUUUUUCAACUUUAUGCUCUAGUUCUCCGUGGAGAAUUGUUACCAUUUUCUUUCUGUUAGAAAAAGCAGUAUAGUGCCCGGUAACCACAAGUCCGUCCUCGAGAAACCUAAUGCUUCUGUUGAUGCAUUUUGUUAAAUUGAAUAUGCCCCCCUUCUUUUAAGCCCCCCUUAAAAGUGCUUGAAAAAUAAUUAAUAGAGGAUUUACGGUAUUUGAGAAAGCAAAUAUCUUCUGGUUGCCCGAGAGCAACAUUUAGGUGCCAGCUGGGGCCACUGGGAACUGCUAGAGCACAGCCUUGUAACUGCAUUUGACAUCGGGAGAACGCAACCUUAACUCAACCUGUGAGAAGCCUGGGCACAAACAUUAAGCAGAAAGCAACUUGAAUUUUGAAUGGGUCAUGCACUGGAAAUGGAAAUAUGGCAUAGACCUUAGACUUCUUAUUCCAAGAGCCUCACAGUCCCUUUAGAUCACUAUAAUUAAAAAAGUGCUUCAGCGAACAGAAUGUUUUGAAAUGCCAUGGGGGUCGACACUGAGAACAUUAACAAUUCAGAAAAUUUACUGUUGAAAUGACAACAGACAUAAUCAGCAGUUCCUCUUCACCCCUUUUCCUUAUUUGUAUCCAGUUGCAGAUUGGUUGAAGGAGACUAUAGCAUGGCAUCAUCCCCAAUAUUCAUCUCCCCCCCCUACACAAUUUAAUCCCUUGCUAAUUUUUAAGAAAAACAAAAGCAAAGACAGUGGAUGAGUCAGUUUAAGCAAUUUGUACACAUAGCACAUCUUAUUGUGUUGCAGAUGAAAGUGUAUAAUGACCUUGGCAAGGGGGUCCUGGAUAAUGCUUGGGCGGGGUUCAACACUUCACUGUUUGCUUAUGGUCAGACUGGAUCUGGAAAGUCUUGGUCAAUUGUUGGUUAUGGUGCAAACAAGGGUAUGUAAUAAUUAGGCAGACCUUAAUCUUCAUUGGAUCAGACCCUAGGCAUGAUUUUUCUUGGAUACCUCCUGGGUCACUGUUAAGUCAUUCUAUGUUGUCUUGGAACAUCGUAAAGGCAGCUAAGGAUGAAAAUUGUUUUUAGUGGGGGCGGGCUGGGGCAGGGAGGGGUUGCACUUCCCCUUCACGGCUAUUGUUUCCAAGUCUUUGGGUAAAACUGAUUAAUUUACAGAAAGUGUAUAAUCUACGUUAAUAAUGUUAUGAAACAUUUACCUCUCAAUAUAAAUAUUCCUUUGAAUAAAAUUUUUUUGUCUUGUUCACAACUGUAACAUGUUGUCAGACUACAAGUCAGACCUCUUCACCUACGGUACAUGCCGUAUUGUUACGUCCAUUUUUUAAAUGUCUGAGAGGUUAUUUUAUCAGUAGAGGUAUAAUAAAGGUGCAAAUAGAGGUGCAAUAAAUUACCAUAUGAUAUUGUGGGAAUCAACGUCCUUUUAAAAAAGUGACCCUGAAAUUUCAAAUUCUCCUUUUUGUUUUGCUGUAAAGUACAUCACAAUUUAGAAGGAGAGUCCAGCAGUUUAUCAAAAAUCACUGAAUGAUUUUUCCAUAGUAUCCGUUCAGUGAUAUAAAAUUAAAUUAAAUUAAAUAUUCCUUCAUUGCAUUAAACAUAGGUAUUGUGCCAGUCUUUUGUGAGCAAAUAUUUGUGGGAAUAGAGGAGAAAAAGCAAAGUGGUGAUACAGGACAGUAUGAGGUAAUGAAAGGAUCUGUGAUGUUUAAGGUUCCGAAAAACAAAUUCCUAUUCAUUAAUUGGAUUCAAAUUUAUAAGUAUAAGCUCACUAGACAAAUUGAAGACUCGUGUCACUUGUGUAUUUUGUGCAGAACUAUCACUGUUGGCUUAAUCUGAAGAAUGCCCGGAGUGUUUACUAAUAGUUCUUGAGAAUUCUUCUUUAAAAUGAUCAUUAUUUAAUGCACUGGGCACACUUCCAUGUCAUUAAUUUGAAAUUAUGUCACAGUGUAAAAUGGGAUAAUUUGAAUAACACAGGGAUUUGUUCUGUGGUUUUUAUACUGUACUAAUGUUGGCAUAUAUAGUAAGAAGUGAAGGCAGACGGUGUAAAUUUUAUACCAGACUUUUUGUGUGCUAUUAGGUGCAUUUUAAACACUCUAGUGCUGUAUAAUAACUACUGUUGACAAUUGUUUUUAUUUUUCAAGGUGGUGUUUAGUAUGCUUGAGAUCUACAACGAAAAAGUGCGUGACCUUUUAAAUCCUUCAAACAGCAAAGGAGGCCUGCGUGUCCGUCAACACCCCAAAAAAGGCUUCUAUGCUGAUGGUCUUAAAACUGUGCCAGUGAGUAAAUACAAAGAUAUUGAGCAGCGCAUGGAAGAAGGAACUAGAAGCAGAACAGUGGCAGCUACUAAUAUGAAUGCCACAAGCAGGUGCAUGGCUUAAAAUUUUACUUUGUAAGAUUAACAAGUACAUCUCAUUGUAUGAAAGAUGGGUGCCUAGGAUGUCUACGGGCCUCCACUGUCCCCAGAAAGUACUUAGAUAGAGAACUGCUCCCAUAACUGACAAUAUUUCCCCCAACAAGCCAGCCAUGAUUCUCCACACCACACUCGGUUGUCCAGCACCCAUCCCAGCCACUUCAAGGGGAGGAAAGGGCAUAAAAAUGAAAAUGAAGAACACAUCUAGUCAAAUAGUCGGUGAUUAGAUCAUGGUAUUUCCUACUUACCCAAGAUUAAGUCUUUUUAAUAAUGCAGCUACCUCUGACAAUGCAUCUUUGAAUAACACCCAAACUUUAAACCAGGGGCGGAUCCACACCAGUUUCCACUGUUCUACAGAAAUCGGUCAUAUUUUUAAUUAAAAAAAAAACUCUCCAAGUUGAAAUUUUGGCCAGUACCCACUACAACAUGAAAACUGACUUUGAAAUAAUCCUCUGAUUUGCAAGGCUUCAUCCAAGGACAAUGGAACUGGAUAAUAUCCCUUCUGAAUGACUCAGAAACCCAGAGAAGGGGACUUUAAAAGGAAUUUAAAAUCAAAAAAAUAUCCUGCGGGAGCAUACUGCAGACCUCCCACAAAGCUUUCGUAUGGAAAUCAGUCUGUAUUUAUCCUAGAUCUGCACCUGUAAACACUACUUAUUGUUUUCUCUGUGUUGACUUUUUUAGUCGUGCACACACAAUAGUGGGUGUGACCUUCACACAAAAGAGGAAAAAUGACGCUGGUGAAGAGACAGCAAAAACAUCAUUAAUCAACCUGGUGGAUUUGGCUGGAAGGUGUGUGAUUUUUCUUUCUCUGAAAUUCUAAAAGCUUUUCAUUGUUGAUGCAGAUUGUGUACCAAAUCUGCUUUUAGUACACAUAAAAACUGCGCAGCCCAUGAAGAUUGUAGGGUCUCAAGUUCUACACAGGUAUCUUUUAAAAAGAGACCCUUUGUGGCAAUCUCCCAUGAGGGUUUUGCUUUCUGCGUUGUCAAUAAACAGGAGAUGCAACUAUGUGAGUAUAAAGAACCUUAGAAUCCUUUAUAGUAGAGUGUGGGUGAAUCAUAUCUGUUGUUACUCUUUGAUAACUGUCUGAGCGUUAAGUGGGGCAAAACUUUAAAUAUCAUAGACAACAGUUACCUUUCACUGGUGAUAAAAAAAUGCAAGUUGCUGUUGUCCAAAUGUUGGUAUAAUAAAUAAUAGUUUGGUUUUGGUUUUGAACAGUGAACGUGCAGAUUCUACUGGGGCCACAGGAGACAGGCUUAAGGAAGGAGCAGCCAUUAACCAGUCAUUAUCCAGUCUGGGAAAUGUUAUUGCUGGUAUGAAUGUUAUUUGACAAGUUUGCUUAACUUUUAUAUUUUCUGAUUGUACUUGAUCUGUCCCAUUUCUAUUUGAUCAAUCUUUCAUCUGUUUUCCAUUCAUUCCACCUAUUUUUGCUGCUCCAAUGAAAUGUACUUUGUAAGAUUUGUGGCUUCUCAUUUUCCCUUUCUAAUUUCAUCCGCCUCCUAUUCACUUCCCAUCCAUUCCUUUGUUUGCCCACUUUUUUAGUCAACUGUGCCUUUCUUAGUUGAUUUUUUCAUUCUAAAACACAUCCUUGUUGUUUGCCUUGCAACAUUUUAACAUUCACAAUUCUUUUAUUGAAUUGUAGCUCUUGUAGAUAAAGCAAAUGGAAAGAAUGUCAGAGGUAAGUCACAAUGUCAUCAUAAUCAUUAUUAACGGUCCUCUUAGCACCCAUUGGACAUAGGACAUAGGCUGUCACUUGAAGCAUUCUAAGACAAUACUAAUUUAAAAUCACUUGUUUUUAGUUCCCUUUAGAGACUCAGUUUUGACAAAACUUCUGAAGAAUGCUCUUGGAGGAAACAGCAAGACUAUGAUGGUGAGAAUGAAGUACAUUGGUGAAGAAAGAAAAAAAGCCAUUUUAGAUUUUUUUUUGUGCCCAAUACACCCUACAUCGUUUACAUAUGGGCCAGCCACUGUCACUUCUCACUGUAACCUUUUCCUCAUAAUGAGAAGACCCAUCAGGUGUUACGAUUAUGCCAUCUGUUAUAACGUAGCCUGCACCGCUGACGAAACUAAACUCUUGUUAAGUCCGUCUGCCAAACAGCGCCUAAAUCCUUGUUCUGGGUCCCCACCUGAGAACCAGGAUUUGAGUACGCGCCUAAAGACGUAGCCGCUAUUCCCGUCCCUUGCGUCCCGUCCCGUAUUCCCAUCAAGUGCGCAAGUAAGUACGUGCGUAACCGACAUUACCGCCUUGGUCCACGACGCGUCUGCAAUGUUAGUAGCCUGCGUCACAGACGAAACUUCACUUUGGUUAAGUCCGUCAGCAAAUCAGCGCCUAAAUCCUUGUUUUGGGUCCCCAACUGUGUACCAGGAUUUGAGUACACGCCAUGAUUGGCCUGUUAAAGAAGACAUUGUCCAUUUGCCAAUCAAAAGGAAAUUCGAUACACUCUUCCGGUAAUUCAUUGAGUCCGUUGGGUUCAAAACGAAGAUAUCAGCGCUGCUUCGCAGACGUCACUAACUGAGGUUAAUUUCGUCUUCGACGCAGGCUGUCAUAACGUAGAACAGAAAUGUCUUCAGCCCAAUAUGUGAUCUUCAACUAGCUUAAUAUCAAAUUAUCAGUUAUUAGAGAGUUCAAGCAUCACGUAUACGGCAAACUCAAUUUGAGACUUUCUCAAAGUCGAAAAUGAGCAGAUCAAAACAGCUCGAAACAAUUCUUAUGGAUGAAAAAUUGCGUAAAACUACUAAUUUAUGUGUUGAAAUAAUAAACGACAACCAAAGGGAAAACUUGUUCACAUGGUACAAAUUCGCGUUUGCCGUGAUGCUUAACCUCUCUAGUGUCUUGACUUUUCCCUUGGCAUGCAGUGAGAAGACGGUCUAAAAGAGGAGAAUCACCCGAUAUACAUUGUGUUUGAUGUCUGUCUUUACUUAGAUUGCUGCCAUCAGCCCAGCAGACAUCAACUAUGAUGAAACACUGUCAACAUUAAGAUAUGGUAAGUUUUUUCCUGUGAGCUCUUGGCAGAUUUCUUUCAACGUUUUGUCAACUUCACACAUAAUCAGUUUGAACAUUUUAAAAUAAAAUAUGAUGCAAUCUUUCAAUUUAUAGCUGACCGUGCGAAACAGAUCAAGACGACAGCUAAAGUGAACGAGGAUCCAACAGAAAAGCUGAUUAGAGAGUUAAAAGAGGAAAAUGAGAAACUCAUGGAAAUGUUGAAGAAAGCGCAGUCAGGGGAGGCUGUGAAAUUAUCGGCAGAUGAUGAUGACGAUGAUGACGACGAGGGCCAGAAAGAAGGGAUGAGCGAGGAGGGUAAGUCCAGAACAUGUUAUUUGGGCGAAUUUGUUUACUUAACGUUGUCCUUCGCUGCUCUCUUAUGGGAACAGGCGGAUUUAUAAAAUUACCUGAGGAUUCUGCUCAUUGAUCUGUUUGCUGUUUGCCAUUUUCAGAAUUGGCGGAGCUCAGGAAACAAAUAGAAGAGGAAAUCAAAGCUUCAGUAAGCCAUUCAUUACCUGCGAACAACAAAUGAUUAGUAAGUUAUCUUUUUUGAGGCCGAUACUGAUCCGUGCUUUUUUUUUACUUAAAGAUGGCUCAGACAGAACGCGCAACUGAAGACAUGAGCAAAAACUGGGAUGAUCGAGUUGCAGAGUCCAAUCAGGACGCUAAGGUAUAACUAGCCUCUAAUCACCACCUGCACGACGCGUAAAUGUUCCUUUUUUAUGUGGUGGUAAGCUAUUGAAAACGUAACAUAAACAAGGGACAUAUUAAGUGUUUCAUCACAUAGCAAGCAAACACUAAGAUGAAUAUAAGAUGCAUACCAGAGUAGUUUUGACGGCGGACUUCCGACGGUGGUCACAUAUUCAUUGACUUUGUAGGAUUUCGUCCACGGCUCAGAAGUUUGAGUCAUCUUGUACAGUAUAAUAAAAAGCAGAAAUAGAACGUACUACCCAACAGCUUAGAGGUACCCAUCACUUAACACGGCAGUGAGAUGCUGUACUUCCUGUGAAUGACUCUCUCUUUAGCCAGUCCAGUUCAUAUCGUGAGUAUUGUUUCUCUAAUCUGAAGGACAAUGAGGCUGAGAAAAAGGAGCGCCAAACGACCCCUCAUUUGUGGAAUUUGAACCCAGAUCCUCAGCUGACAGGAAUGAUUGUGCAAAUGAUAAAACCUGGUAAGUAUAAUUAUCUCGUUGUAUCAACCAAACAACUUGAUAUUUCGAGACUUGGAUUUUGCGCUUGCGCACGCCCUACUUUUAGCCUGCUUCACAAUGAUAAGAAAAGCCAGACUAAUUUUCAUCUUGACGCGAAGCGUUUUCACGACAUGUAUACAAGCUUAAGAAAUGAAAAAAUAAUUAAUCCUCUUUUAAAAGUGUACAAAAUUUCAUUGGCCUAUCCAUCUAUGAUUACUCAAUUUUGAUGCGCGAAAAUGUUUGUACUUACCUGGAAAAUGUAACUCUUUACUUUCCUACUGCCACUAUUUUAGAGAAAUUAAAUUUUGUUGCAUGUUGUCCUGAUAUCAUUACCUCCCUUUUCCUUUCCACUUUAGGAGUUGUGAAAGUUGGUAACAAAAAAGCUGAUCCGCCAGUAGACAUUGCUCUCGUUGGAUUGAAGUAAGUUGUUGUGAAAGAACUGUAAAUUAAAUUCUUGCUAUAACGUCAAUAGUAGAUCCAACAGUACCAGAGAAUCGUACGUGCUCUUCUUGUACCAGUAUUCAAAAGACGUGCUGUUUAGAGAUGGACGUGCGUCCUUGUUUUACCAAUGCCAUUGACGUCUGGGUCAAUUCAUAUUUGGUUUAGUAUUCAGAAGGAACACUGCGAAAUCAAGAAUGAGGAUUCUAAGAAGAUCACCAUCAGAGCCAUUGGUGACGCCAGAGUUCUUGUAAACGGUGAACCAGUGGAUGAUGACGAAGAGGAAGAACUACAUCAUCUUGACAGGUAUUUCUUGGGUGGUUGUUGUUAACAUACAAUAUUUUACAUUGUUUUCUAAAUAAGGCGAGGGCAGAUCACAGAGAUCAUCGUUGUAUUAUUGGUUGGUUUUAAAUGUUGAUAGCUCAUCACAAGGGUGCACGGCCCAUGUAUUCUUUUUAUGGACAGCACUUUGGAUUCCGCUACGUCGCCUUCCAAUAGACGAAGGGGGUGAAGGAGGCAAAGAUUAUAACAUGUUCUUGCCACCCUGGGUCAUUAGGGAAGCCAGCACUUGAACCCACGACCUCUCACAAGGCUUGAGACGGCCACUCUGCCAUUAACUUAGCUAUUAAAACCCGACCCGAGGAAAAGGAUGUGUAAACCUUGAUCAUUAUUCCUAGCAUAUCUUGUCUCUCGUUCUUAAUAGUUGUCAUGUUUUCCUUGUCAGGGUGAUGUUUGGAACGAGCCAUUUGUAUGUUUUUCACCAUCCGGCUGAAGUGGAAUCUUCUUCUGUAAAACAGGCGGAUAUUACGUACGAAAUGGCUCAGGAAGAAAUCGCCAAAAAUGCCGGACUUGAUGUGGAUGAUCAGGAAGAAUCCAAAGGUGAUUCAACCUUUUUUCUGUACUUAGAACUUUAUAGGUUACAAAGAAGCUGUCCUUUUUUCCUGGAGGAAAAAUAAGUGUUGCUAUUUGGUCUAAAGGUGUUUAUUAUUAUUCCGCUAUAGAAGCAAUGUUGUUACGUGAGGACCUGGCUGACUUGAUGCCUAUGGUAAAUGAAGCGAAUGCUAUUAGUCAAGAGUUGGAUAAGAAGGUAAAUUAACAAAGCUACAUUAUCAUAAACGGUUGACGGUCAUCUCGCCACCAAGAAGUCGACUCGCCGCAACCAACUCGCUACCAACUGUGUAGCCUGUGUAGAUUGGAAGACUGGAAGCAGGUCAAGUCUCCCGGGAAUAACAAUCCAGGGGUCGACAGGGUUUAUUGUCUGAGAUCUCGUCCAAUCACCUAGGUAUGUGAGUAGACUGUGUCUUGGUGGCGAGUCUACUUCUUGGUGGCAAUUUCGGAUACCUCAUAAACAGAUGAAGUGGACUGUUGUCGAGUUUGUUUUUGUAAGUGCUUGUUUCGUACCAAGGUCUGCCUCAUAUAGGGUGCUCUGGUACAUUGGUGUUAUUCGUUGAGGUCCUCGCAGUUUUUCAUGAUCCUGAUUCAUUUUUGCUACUUUGCAGGCUUCGUUUGAAGUUGUAGUUGUUUCUGCUAAAGCUCGUGGUCUCCCAGAUGGCAGACCAGAGGUAAGUAUCGAGGAAAAUGAUUUUCGGGACCACAUUUUCGGAUCUGCGUUUCUUAAUGUGUUGUAUUUGUGUUUUUCCUUUAUUCUACCUCAUUAUGUUACAAAAACGUACGAAAACAAAGGAGAAAAAAAUUGAAUUACAACAAACAUUUACAGAUUAUGUUAUUCGAAACUCCUCCCUUCAUUGAACAACAGAUUGUGCGACGAAAUGGUACACGUUUUUGGCCUGCUUUGUGUAGGGUCCCCAAAAGGGUUCCUCAAUCCCGUAAUCCCUAGGGUUGUUUUGGGCAUCCCGCAUUCCGUGCGUACUUUAAAUCCCUAAUCUCGCCCCCAUUUUGCUUUAAAAUCCCGAAUCCUGGCCUUCAAACAAGGGAAUCCCGGAUCCCUAAAAACAUAUGAGCGACCCUCUUCAUUCCAAGUAUUACAUUCAGCCUCUUUCUAUAUGUAUUCAGCCUUACGUAGUUAUGAAGGACUUGCAAAGCGGUGCAGAAUACCUGUGGUCUCGGACCAAAUUCAUCAACCGCAAGUUUGUCAUGCAAGAUAUGUUCGAGAAUUAUGAGGAUGGCGAUGAUUGGCAGCUACCGGAUGAGAAGGAUCCCUUCACUGAGAGUGCGGAUGCCGAGAGUCUUAUAGGUUGUGUGGAAGUUUCAAUGCAAAGUCUUGGAUAUGUGGUGAGUUGAAGUUUGCAAAAAGGAUAAACUUAUAUCAUUUUGGUUUAGUAGAUCUCUCCAGUUAAGGACGGCUUUUAACAUACGACACAAACAUAAGCACGCGGAAAAGACGCAGAAGCGUAGAGGUUCGCUUACCUUAAUGAAUUUGUUUACUCGGCUGUCUUAAUUCCCUGUGUAACUUUUCUUUCAGCUGGACAUGAGAGAGCAGCUCAGUAUCACGGACUACAAAGGGAGAGAAGUUGGCUACUUAAAUGUAAAGGAGACAUUAGAUUACACCCAUAUGAUUUAAGCGCAAUUUAAGUAUUACUACCUUGCUCUUCUUAUGGUCUUCCUUUGUAGGUGGAAGUGGUACCCUUAAACGAUAAAGGCAACGAAAUCACAGAAGAGGACGAUAUAUUCAUUGACGACCCCCAACAACUGGUGAGCAAUUCAUCACGUCCAACUUAUGGCUUUAUCACUCACUUUCACCAGAGAUUGGAGAAAAACGUUUCUUAAGCGUCCAUAGUACCAUAUACAAGGUGUUUUGACAUUAUAUAGUUAAUACCUCUCGCGUCUCUUUUUUCUGUAGGAAGGAAAGAAACUAGAUUUCGUGGUACGCGUGCAGAGUGCAAAAGGAAUACCUAAACGAUACACGGUAGGCAGUAGUGAAACUAGGAGGUAGAAGGCAUCAUUAUACGUUUGUAAGAAACUGCCUACCUACCCCUCCCCUAAGCCAACAUUAACACUUACUUCUCAUUAAGGGCAAAAUGUUAGCUUAGGGAAGGGGUAGGUGGGCAGUUUCCCACAAAAGUAUAAUGAUCCCUUUUUUCUUUGGCCUAAAUGGGUAUGUGCCGCUGAACAGGAUAUACUUUUCAGGGUCUUGAGUCUUAAAUGGUGCAUACAAUUUCACUAUUUUCUGUCUUGAACAUGGUGCCUUUUUGGAUCAGACGCCUCUAAAAAAGUGUGAAGAUUGGCGAUGAGCGGUUUACAUUUAUUUUUUGGUACAAACAAUUUGUUUUAAACAAUCGAAUUCCAUGAAGUUUGUUUGAAAAAUUACUUAAUUCUGUAUGCGGAGCAAAACGAAUCAGGGUCAUUAAGUACGAUCUCUUGUAGCAAAAUGAACAAUUUUUGACUUAAACAGGGUCAGGCUGUGAAUGUCCUGCCGGCUCAACACUCUAAAGGUGGUCUUACACGAGACGAUUCGCAACGACUUUUUUUUAGCGCAAGACAUCAUUCCAACAUUGUUGCGAUAUUGUUUAGAAUGGUUGCAACAUUGUUCCAACAUUGCUACGCUGUGAUGCGCAAAAAAUCGUCGUUGCGAAUCGUCCCGUGUCACAUCACCUUAAUUCUGUUUGCUAACUUUGUGUGCGCACUUUACAACUGAAUGUAUUAUGUUUUGUUGUUACAGGAUGUAUAUUGCAAGUAUUCCAUGUACCUUGAAGAUGACAUUAAGACCAAAGUGAUAUCCGGAACAAGGAAUCCUGAAUUCAACUACGAGAGACGGUUUACCUUUGAGCAAUGCACCCCCAAGGUAAUGAACCUGUUAACGGGUAGGAAUGGUCGGUACCUUGAGGAGAGUGGGACCAAAGUGACAAUUUGUAGCCUGCAAAUCACAGGCCAUAUUAAUAUGUUAGUAGCUGUCGGUAACUUCAGAAAACGUUUGGAACAGUUGUUCUGUAGACCUUUCUCAUUAUCUCAUUAAAGCCUCUGUCAAACAGCUUCAAAAGGCACAACAUUUGCUGUCGUUCCCAGUCGUCCUCGGCGAUUUCGGAUGCGACGUCACCUGUCAAGCUUGUCGGGAAAAUUCGCCGAGGACGCCUCGCGCUGUCGCGCCCGGUUUCAAGCCUCCUCUGGUCACUCGGAUAGCGCGAACUGGCCUGGGUAUAAGGCUGAACCCAAACAUAACAAUGUUGCAAGACGCUGAGAGAACUUUCUUUUGUUCUGAAAUCAACACCAAUAAAGAAUACCAGUUGUAUUAGAAAACCGCAGUUCACGAGGGGGGAGGGGGAACCCUGCACUUUCCCCUAGAUCCGCCCCUGCGCUCAAAUACUUUUGUAAAUAAAUGGAGAAAUCGCUCUAAGGCGUUUCAUGACAUUGGACAAAGGAAGGCAACAAGCGGGGGCGUUUAUUUCAAAUACCGUAAAUAACGUAAGAAUCGCCCGGGGCGUCUAUUUAAUUUUAGGGGUCCAAGAUACAAUUUUAAAAAUUGCGGAAUAUCCACUCCAUCGAUUGGGCGUUUAUCAGGUCAUCUUUCAAAUCCCAACAUCGAAGUAAAGCAGGGUACCGUUAUUGAACAAGAUGAAAUACGCAAAGCCUUUUGUCCGCCGUGAUUUUUGAUUUUGCUAAUACCUAGUCUUUUGCCACGUGCCGCGUCUAUUAGGCAGGGGGCGUUUAUGGAACAAACCGUAUAGUGGGCGUUUUUCGCAGUAAGCAGUAGUGAACUCCCGUCGUCUUGAUUUUAAGCACUGCCACGUGCCGCAUAGGCAGGAAUAAACCUUAUUUUCUUUUCUUCCUUAUUUGUUUAUGGUCAUUUUCUUUUCUUGGUUAUUUGUUUUGGAAAAAAUAUUUGGUCAAAAAUUGUGGUUAUGUUGAAACAAUGUUGCAAGUGUUCGACUGGGGCUUUAGAUGUUUGUAGAUUGCAAAUUAAAAAGUUACACCGUUCCUUUUUUUAUUGUCUCCGUUGUUUUUCCCCUGAUUUGUUUUAUGACAGUUUAUCAAGUUCCUGAUGGAGAAAUCAGUCAUGGUUCAGCUGUGGGGUAAACAAGUCGUGGAGAAGAAACCGGUGAACAAGGCAGCUAAAAAGGGAAAAGAUACCAAGGCCAUAAUGAGGAAGGAAACGGUUAAACAAAAGGUAAGAAAGAGAAUCAGGCAAGAAUGGUGAUUACGGUACUGUUCAAGUCUAAAAGAUGACGUAUAGAUUUAGUAAAGACCAAAAGCAAAACUGAAGCCAGAAGCAAUUUGAAUUCCUCCUGAAAAAUGAACCUGAACCUGCCAGCCUGCGGCGAAUUUUAAAAAAACAUUCACCUCAAUGUUUUGAACGCCUGAGUUCGCGACACAGUCAUGUGACAUUGGUCAGCGGAUACCCUAUUUUGACACCUGUCAAUUGACCAUAACAUGGGUGUCCAAUAUCAAGUUAAUUAAACACAUCGUAUAUGAGAGAGAAUAGUUAACAUCGUGGGAGAAUUAGAAGAAAAUGUCAAGGGCUUCAGUUUCUAGAAAUGGAUUUUUUGAGAACCAAUGAAAGACUUCACAGAACGCAAGUUUUCUUAAUCUAUAAAACUGAAAUUUGGAGGACCCAACCUCUCUAAUUUUGCGGAAAAUGUACUCUUCAAUUCCUAAGUCAUCCUGGAACUUCAACUACUAUGACAAAUCACACCUGCUUUGUAUAAGUGUACUUGCAUCACUUCGCGGAUCUUUGAGUUAUAUUUAAAACUAACACACUGAACCUUGGACGUCCGGGGGCGAUUGUCAUCUUGUUCCCAUUCUUAUCAGCCCUGGCGUGCGCCUUCCUCCUUACAACACGAAAACUUAACCGGCAAGAGUUUGGGUUAAUUGAACGACCUUCCAUUUUAGGUUUCAUUGAAUCCACAAAUGGUGAAGGGCAUAGCGGAGAUGACCACCCUUAAAAAGCAAAACAAGCGACUUCAGGAUAAAAUGGCACAACUUCGCCAGAUGUGCGAUAAACACCAGUCAGAAGGUCAAACAACUUUAGCGGUAUGUACAAUCACAGCUGUGCUCUGCUGAACCGAUGCAAAAAACGCAGUGAAAUAGGGCUUUAAUUGUCCAUUUUCGAUAUGUUAAAAUUAGAGUUGAAUCUCUCCACAACGGACUCCUUGGGACAGAAGAAAGAGGUUUAAACAAGAUUCAAUGUAUGGACUGUCCGCCCAAAAAUUGACCGUUGCAGAGAGGUGGCCUUAAUGGAGGUUCGACUAUACUUGGGUCGGAGGCUUGGGGGAAUAAAACAAAAGAAAUGUUUUCCCCCAAGCCUCGGAGCCAAGUAUGAAUUUUAAUAUGUCGAAGUUGGUCUAUUAAUUUUUCGACACCGUUAGACAGUUUAAAGUCUCUGAAUUAAUCCAGCUCAAAGUCAAGGCUCUGUUUUCUCGUUUUUGUUUUUAGAUAACUGACGUACGAGCCAUCAUCGGGGAUACGAAUGCAAAUACUCAACCUGCUCCUAACCAGCCUUCGAAUACGGCGGCCAAUGCUCAAAGAACCCAAAGGAAAGAGAAUUCAACGGAGAGCAGCGCAUGCGCAAUCUUGUAACUUAAGAAAAUCGCCUUCGCAAAGCACGUACUGUCGCAACAGACGGUACAAUUAAUAGAAUGCCAGUCGUUUUACAGGCGUUUCACUCAUACGUACGAAGAAAUCCAAGCGUUCAUUUCGGAAAAGAGUGCAAGUGAAAAAACCAAAUAACUAGAAUCGAAAACUCGUUAAAAAACAGUUAAAGAGCUUUAACAAAGACGUUUUUGAGCGACGCUCGUCACCCGGAAGGAGACGUUUUGCAUUCUUGGGUAGUGGGUUUGCCCAAAUUUGCGGGCAGAUCGUCUCUACAAGAGUAAAGACACUUAGCAAUACAAAUUGGUAGCGUCAAGACAUAUUAAAAGAGGAAAAGGCCUCCAGUUGAUGUGCGUCGCUCAAAAACGUGUUGGUCCCAAAUAAUUGGUUCCGCAGACUUGCAAGGGAAGGCAACGACAGCCGGUCUUUUGUUUCUCAACAUAGCAAUCACCUUUCGUAUUGGCUAUUUUGAGUUUGCGCUUGGGUCGGUGGUGUGUUUUGUUUUGUUGUGUUGUAGGACUGUUUUGGAGGAUGAAUUUUAUGUUAAUAGUCGUUUUAGUCAAUAAAGAGGCGCUAGCGUUCCCCAAACCGUCCCGUAAUACACCUCGAUAAAACCCCGCCCCAGUCUCCACUCGGUCGUUCUUCGUGCGUCUUUUCAAGGACAGUACGAAGUAGCAUAACUAGUAAUUUUCCCGGGAAAAUAAUUGUACAUAGAACUGCACACAACACGCUAAGUGCGUGCUUAGAGUAAAGUAGUUUCAAUUUGUAUAAAUGUUGUGGGUAGAUUUCGACGGUGUGAUAAAAAUAUUAAA